UUGGCUAAAUUUUUUGAGGUAUGUCUCUCGUGGUCGGUCGUUUUCGUUUACUGCGUGUCGACGUUCUACCUCGGACCAGUACAGUAUAUUCACGACGAGAACAUCCAAUGCUUGAUCGAUAUUUUACCGACUUAUUAUGCGGGCAUGAUUUUGGUGUUCUACACGUUGCCGUUAUUUCUGUCGCUGUUCAUCAGUGUCUACAUAUUCUGGAAAGGACAGAAACGCAUUAAAGAAAUUCGCAGGUUGAGCGACGCCCCUCAAUUCAGCCGCUCCUUAAACAAGCCCAAGACCAGGACUGCGCGACGAAUAUUCUUCGUCUUCAUAUCCACAUUGUGGACAAGCACAACGUUUCUGCCGUACCGAACUUUGCUAGCCAGUUUUUAUUUCUGUAUUCUGUCGUACUGCGACAACGCACUGAAGGCAAGUACCAAUGCAGUUUUUAUAGCCAACGAAACGUACAGCCAAAGCUCAUUCGUAUUGGCCGAGACGCCCGUAACGCAUCUACAUCGAAACCAGACAGACCUGUCUGAGGAAAUCGCUCUGCAGACCAGAAGGUAA
Messenger RNA from Soboliphyme baturini, 558 nucleotides. The record is from the annotation of a GenBank genome assembly. NCBI's taxonomy places the organism in Eukaryota, Metazoa, Nematoda, Enoplea, Dioctophymatida, Soboliphymatidae.